CGGGAGCGGCCCUCCCGUGAGGCCUUGCAAGGCUGGGCGGCGGCGGCGGCGGGCUUCUGAGGGGUGCGAGCCGAGCUUCCUGAGGUUGGUCGUGUCUGACUUUGCUUCCUGCGUGAAUGCGGCUGCUGACUGAGUCAUUCAGGAUAAAUUAUUAUAGAUUCUAAAAAUAUUUUUGCCCCUUCUCUAUGGAUUUAACAUAAAAUUAGUUUUGUAUGUAGUUGGACUUAUUUUUUAAAUAUCAACACCAUUAAAGCCUUAUCAGUUACAAAAUACCGGGUAGUUAAACCAUGAGCUGUGGAAAAGAUUUUGUGGAAACAUUAAAAAAAAUUGGUUAUCCCAAAGCUGAUAGUCUUAAUGGGGAAGAUUUUGACUGGUUGUUUGUUGAAAAUGAACCAUUUUUGAAGUGGUUUUGUGAGAAUGUGAAUGAACAGAACGUAUUGUCUGAAGAGGAAUUGGAAGCUUUUGGCAUUCUUCAAAAAUCAGGCAAGCCCAUCCUAGAAGGAGCAGCAUUGGAUGAAGUUCUUAAAACUUGUAAAGCUUCUGAUUUGAAGACACCCACAUUGAAUGACAAAGAGCUAGAGAAAUUAGAGGAUGAGAUUCAAACUCUGCAGAAAUUAAAGAACCUAAAAAUUCAGCGACGUAAUAAAUGCCAGUUGAUGGCUUCAGUAACUAGUCACAAAUCUCUGAGGUUAAAGGCUAAAGAAGAAGAAACCAAUAAAAAGCUGAAACAGAGUCAAGGAAUUCUAAAUGCUACAAAUACUAAGAUCAGUAAUGAACUUCACACUCUUACUGAUGGAGUUGCCAAGUUAAUGACGUUUUUCAGACGAUCUAAUUUGGGUCAAGGAACAAAUCCACUGGUGUUUUUAUCUCAGCUUUCAUUGCAAAACUAUCUAAGCCAAGAAGAGCAAAGUACGGCAGCAUUAACCUUAUAUACCAAAAAACAGUUCUUUCAGGGUAUACAUGAAGUAGUCGAAAGUUCAAAUGAAGAAAAUUUUCAACUUUUAGAUAUGCAGGCACCAUCUGUUUGUGAUAAUCAAGAAGUUCUUGAGGAGAGCCGGCUAGAAAUGGCUAGGCUGCAGCUGGCAUACAUUUGUGCUCAACAUCAGUUAAUUCACUUGAAAGCAAAUAAUUUGAGCCUGAAGUCAAGUAUAAAGUGGGCAGAGGAGAAUCUUCAUAGCCUCACUAGCAAGGCUCUUGGCAAAGAUAAUUUGGAUGCUAAAAUUUCUAGCUUGAACAGUGAAAUUCUGAAACUUGAAGAACAAAUCACUCAUAUAAAAGACAAAAUUUUGCCUGCUGUGGUAAAAGAGAAUGCCCAGUUAUUGAAUAUGCCAGUUGUAAAGGGAGAUUUUGAUCGACAGAUUGCUAAACAAGACUAUUACACAGCAAGACAAGAGUUCGUUUUAAAUCAGUUGAUAAAGCAAAAGGCAUCAUUUGAUCUUCUUCAUUUAUCAUAUGAAAUUGAAUUGAGAAAGCAUUGGGACAUAUAUCGUCAGCUGGAAAACUUGGUUCACCUACUUAAUCAAAGUAAUUUGAUGUUCCACCAACGAUUAGAAAUGCUAACAGACCCAUCAGUAUCUCAGCAGAUAAAUCCACGGAAUACCAUUGAUACCAAGGAUUCUUCUACUCAUAGGCUUUAUCAACUUUUAGAAGGAGAGAAUAAGAAAAAAGAAUUGUUUAUAACCCAUGGAAACCUGGAAGAAGUAGCUGAGAAGUUAAAACAGGAUGUUUCUUUGGUACAAGAGCAGUUGGCAGUAUCUACUCAAGAACAUUCUUCCUUUCUGUCCAAACUAAACAAUGAUGUGAACAUGCUUUGUGAAGCUUUGUAUCAAGGAGGAAAUCAGCUUUUGCUUAGUGAUCAGGAGCUAACGGAGCAGUUUCAUCAAGUUGAAUCUCAGCUAAAUAAACUAAAUCAUCAUCUUACUGAUAUUUUUGCUGAUGUGAAGACAAAAAGAAAACUUUUGGCAUCUGAUAAGCUGCAUCAAGUGGAAAGAGAAUUCUAUGUAUAUUUUUUAAAAGAUGAAGAUUAUCUGAAAAAUAUUGUGGAGAAUUUAGAAAACCAAUCAAAGAUUAAGACCACUGGUCUUGAAGACUGAAAAUUGCCAAAAAUGAAAUCUUCACUGCAUGUGCUUUGCAUAUUAGGAGAAUACAGAUAAUAAACACCAUGAAAAUGUUAA
Molecule: messenger RNA, 2174 nt
Organism: Cervus elaphus (red deer)
Lineage: Eukaryota; Metazoa; Chordata; Mammalia; Artiodactyla; Cervidae
Gene: HAUS3
Product: HAUS augmin like complex subunit 3
Exons: 6
Coding region: 288-2093 (601 amino acids)
Biological process (GO): spindle assembly; centrosome cycle
Cellular component (GO): mitotic spindle; HAUS complex; centrosome
Source: RefSeq, a predicted model, not a curated record